UAGUGAUGUGAAGUGUAUCUAAUGUUACUGUUAUGGAUUAGUUAGAACUAAGAAAUCUAUUACUGAUGUUAGGACGGAAGUCCUAGCCUCAAUAAAAGAAACUAUUUUAAGGAACCCAACCAUUGUCUAAAGUCAACAUUGUGUACAUAUUUAGCUGAACUACCACUAUCUUUUUUUUCGGUGAUUUACACAAUUUUUAGGUAAGGAAGGUAACCACACACCAGAGUACAGUAUUUUCAUAAUUAGAAGUCAAAUAAAGAAUGUCUUGUCUCUGUAUAUAGAUAGCAUCAACAAAAGGGUGUUAGUGUCCCUCAACAACCGCAAAAUCUCAGAGACAACAGCACCACUAAGCAAAUUUUUCUAGUAUUCAUGUCAGAUCAUCAAAGACCUAAAAUCCACCCGAUGGACGUGGAAGCACAACCACACCCUAGGACGCAUUUAGUAUCUCCUGGUUCGUCUAGAUCAGAAAAGGGUAUCCCGGUGCCUCCUCCUCUACUGCAUCAACAUGCUAUGCCAGCAAUAAACUCUUCAAAACCAAAAAGAAGCUGCUUUUGCAGGUGCAUAUGUUGUACACUAACCUUGUUAUUCCUUCUUAUUAUCAUCUUGGCAGCAUCUGCAGGAGCUCUUUAUCUCAUCUUCAAACCAAAGCUUCCCGAUUACUCAGUCGACACUCUGAGGAUAACUGAUCUGAGGCUUAACUUAGACUUGAGUCUCUAUGCAAAGUUUGACGUGAAGAUCACAGCGACAAACCCGAACAAGAAGAUUGGUAUAUACUACGAAAAAGGAGGGAAGUUGAGUGUCUUGUACACAAACACAAAGCUUUGUGAAGGGUCAUUACCCGAAUUCUACCAAGGUCAUCAGAACAAAACAGUGCUUAACGUAUCAUUAUCAGGUCAAGUUCAGUCUGGAAGGACUUUAAUGUCGGCGUUACAGCAACAACAGCAGACAGGAAGAAUUCCAUUGGAUCUCAAUAUUCAUGCACCAAUUGCUAUCAAACUUGGGAGGUUGAAGUUGAAGAAGGUGAAAGUGUUGGGUCAAUGUCAGUUGGUGGUUGAUAGCUUAUCAUCUAAUAAUCUUGUAAGCAUCAAGGCUAGCAACUGUAAUUUCAAAAUGAAAGUUUAGAUUUCAUCAUGGGAGAGUUUGUUUUAGUUCAUGUGAUUUUCUUUUUAUUCUUAUUGUUUUUUGGAAUUUUAAGACUUGAUUCUUUUGUGAAUAAUAAACUGCUCUUGUAGCAGUUUGUUGUAGUAUUUUUUGUAUUUGUUUUGUGUGUGUAUCUUUGUUGGUUCACUAUAUUAAUUUGAGAACAUAUCGGCCUGGCU
Molecule: messenger RNA, 1319 nt
Organism: Vicia villosa (hairy vetch)
Lineage: Eukaryota; Viridiplantae; Streptophyta; Magnoliopsida; Fabales; Fabaceae
Product: NDR1/HIN1-like protein 6
Exons: 1
Coding region: 370-1122 (250 amino acids)
Cellular component (GO): plasma membrane
Source: RefSeq, a predicted model, not a curated record